Chlamydomonas reinhardtii is the source of this 1699-nucleotide messenger RNA. RefSeq lists its product as uncharacterized. The transcript is spliced from 7 exons. Bases 54 to 1649 code for a protein of 531 amino acids. Gene Ontology annotation, biological process: SCF-dependent proteasomal ubiquitin-dependent protein catabolic process. The record is from RefSeq and is a predicted model, not a curated record. Lineage: Eukaryota; Viridiplantae; Chlorophyta; Chlorophyceae; Chlamydomonadales; Chlamydomonadaceae. Gene Ontology annotation, cellular component: SCF ubiquitin ligase complex.
GCGAAAGCCGCGUCAAGGUCUGACUGGCUACGCUACACAGCAGAGGAAAUGCAAUGACGGCUCUGCAUUACGCAGGACUCAAGGCCCUCACGCCCGCAGACCCCUACGUCACGCUACCUCCGCACCUCGCCUCCGAAACCGCCGCCACCGCCUCACACCACCAGCACCCGCAAGGCCCACCCAGCCGGGCGGCGCUGCCGCCGCUGCGGCGUGUGCCGCUGCUGCUGCACCUGACGGAGCUCGACCUGAGCGGCGCGGGCGCGAGGUCGCCCGCACUGGUGCAGUUCCCGGUGGCCAUCGAGCGGCUGCAGGCCGCCGCGCCCAACCUGCGCCUCUUGCGGCUGGACGCGGUGGGCUCCGCAACCUACUUCAGAGGUUUGGAGCUGGGCCCUGCGCCCGCAACCCUUGGGCCCGGCUUCCCUCGACUGCGUGUGUGCGAGCUGGGUCUGUCCCGCGCCACGUCCACCCAGGACCAGACGCCGGUGCAGAGGCGCGGCAGCACCCUGGAGCUGCUCAGGCGCACGGUGGGCGGCUCACCAGCACUGAGGUGCCUGGACGUCAGCGGCGCGAUGGGCCUGCUGGACCAGACCGCCAUCCAGGUCGCCGUCUUGGACUCCGCAUCGCCCUCCAUCGCCGCCUUCACCCGCGGCGUGUUGCAGCAGGACGGCGGCCCGGACGUGGCUGCGGCCUUCGGGGCCGCCCGGGCCGCCGGCGCCUGGGUGAGGCGGCAGGGGGAUGGGCGCGCAGACGAUGACGAGAAUGGGGAGGAUGAGGAGCGGGAGGCGCUGCUGGCUGCUACUGCCGCAGCCGACGUACUGGAGGCAGCAGAGGCCGCGCUACUGCGCGCGUCCGGCGCUGCUACCGGUACUGCUUCCGGGAGUGGCGCUGCUGCGGCAGCUACUGCCACUGCCAGCCGCGGCGGCGCUAGUGCUGCGGGACGGGGCGCGGUGCACGGCGCGCCUGCUUCCACGCUGAACCUCCGGAUGCCGGGCGACGGCGACUGCCGACUGCGGCUGUGCGCCAGCCUGCGCCCCGCGCUGCGGGCGGCUCUGGUGGGUCCGCUGCGGGAGCUGCGCGCCAGUCGGUCGGUGCUGGCGAGCGACGCCGGACUGCACGGCCUGGCGCGGCUGCUGGGGGGCACGCUGCAGGUGUUGGACGUGAGCGAGAGCACGCACGUGACGGACGCGGGUCUGCUGCACGUGGCGUACGGCUGCACCGCCCUGCGCAGCCUGGACGUCAGCGCCACGGGCAUCACCGACUGGGGCGUGCGCCGACUGAUGGCGCUGGCGGGGCCGCCGCCGUUACAGCAGCAGGGGCAGCGGGCUGGAGGGGCGGCGGCGGGCGCUGCGGGCGCCGCGGUGUCGGGGUCUUGGGCGGGGCAGCAAGUGGUGCGGAGGCGGAGGAGGCAGGGCGUGAUUGACCUGGUGUCAGACAGCGGCGGUGACGACGAGGAUGAGGAUGUUCAGGCAGGGUGUGGCGGUGGUGCGCUGGGUGGCAAUGCAGUGAGUGCAGGAGCGGGUGUAGGCUGCAGGCGCCUGACGUACCUGGACAUCAGCAAGUGCCGCGGCGUGGACCGGGCAACUCGGCACGCGGCGGCGGAGGGGCUGCAGCAGCUGAGGCAGCAGCUGGGGCUGUGGGCGACGACAUGAGAGGAGGCUGGUGGAUGAGUUGUCCGCAACUGGCCAGUGCUAGCUAGAGU